CUUCUUUCAUCCUUGCACGGUGAAGAACAAAGACUCUGCUUCCCUUUCCAGAUACCAAGAACUCUCAUCAAAACUAGAGUACAAUUUUCCAUUGAAGUAGCAAGAGUAGAUCUAUGGAGGCUCGAGCGGGAAUCAGGGAGGUUCACUUCCAUUGACUUACAUCGACAGCAGAAGGCAGUAGUCAAGGUGGUGCUAGAGAAAACGAAGGAAAGCCUAGGUAGACAGUGGAAAGAAGUGUCUAAAGGAAACUUGAACCCAGAUGUCUGCAUAGAGACGUGUCUUUAUUCGGUGGAGCAUGGAAUUCUUCUCAUUGUAGAUCGCUGCUUGACAUUGUUUGACAAUCCACUGGUCGACUCUCUUCACACAACUUACAAUGAGCUCAAGCUUAAAAAUGGGUGUGUUCGGCAUUCUAAAUCAAUGUCACAAAGGAGACAAGCGGUAAGAACCACCAAACCCCAUUGACGAAGAUGGUCUCCUGGAAGAUUUGGCACGUAAGAGACGUAGAGAACAUACUUGUUGGAGCAUCAAAUGAUUUCCUCCAAAGAAAUUGAUUAGAUUGGGAAGACUAGUGUCUCGCGGCUGAAUAGGUAAGCAUGCUUGGAGCAUAACGGCUAGCGGCAAUGUCCAACUGCCAUUAGGAACAACCUGAAAAUCUACAUCGACCUCUUUGAUAGCGUGAUAUAGUCAUGUGUGCAUGCAUACAUUCAUAUGUGCAUACAUUCAUACAUCCAUACAUUCAUGCAUACAUUCAUACAUUCAUACAUUCAUACAUUCAUACAUCCAUACAUGCAUGCAUACAUUCAUACAUGCAUACAUUCAUACAUUCAUACAUCCAUACAUGCAUACAUUCAUA
Arabidopsis thaliana (thale cress) is the source of this 853-nucleotide messenger RNA. RefSeq lists its product as uncharacterized. The annotation marks the transcript as partial. Lineage: Eukaryota; Viridiplantae; Streptophyta; Magnoliopsida; Brassicales; Brassicaceae. The record is from RefSeq and is marked reviewed. The transcript is spliced from 8 exons. Gene Ontology annotation, molecular function: metalloendopeptidase activity. Gene Ontology annotation, biological process: rRNA processing.